Molecule: messenger RNA, 2300 nt
Organism: Neltuma alba
Lineage: Eukaryota; Viridiplantae; Streptophyta; Magnoliopsida; Fabales; Fabaceae
Product: protein SCAI
Exons: 10
Coding region: 130-1833 (567 amino acids)
Biological process (GO): DNA-templated transcription
Molecular function (GO): transcription corepressor activity
Source: RefSeq, a predicted model, not a curated record
GAUUUGGUCCGCCGUGACACCGGUGUUCUUGUCGUCUGCUUUCUCUUUCCUUCGCUUCGCUUCUGUCGUCUUCACCAAAGAAAGAUUCUCGCAAUAUGAAUCGCGUUAUGUAGCCACCGGAGCUCGAAGAUGUCACAUCAACAAAGCACUGCCACUAGCAGCAACAUUCCAGUAAGCGAAGUGUUCUGGACUCUGGUUGAUAAAGCUGACAAGAAGUUCUCUAAGAUCAGGGAUUUACCUUAUUACCAGCGUACCAGGUAUGACACGUACUUUUAUAAGGUCUUUAAGGUUUACACACAGUUGUGGAAGUUUCAACAGGAGAAUCGACAGAAGCUGGUUGAAUCUGGGCUUAAGAGAUGGGAGAUCGGUGAAAUUGCAUCUCGCAUUGGGCAACUAUAUUUUGGGCAGUACAUGCGAACAAGUGAUGGGACUUAUCUAUCUGAGUCAUAUAUAUUCUAUGAAGCCAUAUUGACUCGGGAGUACUUUAAGGAGGGAUUAUUUCAGGAUGUGAAUAUAGCGAACAAACAGUUGAGGUUUCUAGCUAGGUUCCUGACGGUUUGUUUGGUUUCAAACCGGAGAGAAAUGGUGCAGCAGUUGGUUAAUCAGAUUAAAUUGUUAGCUGAUGAAUGUAGGCGGGCGUUCCAGGAAAGUGACUUUAAAGAAUGGAAGCUGGUGGUUCAAGAAGCAAUCAGAUUUUUGAAAGCUGACACAACUUUUAUGAAUAUCAGGCCUUUGAGAUAUAGUCUUGUUUUGGACCCUCAUCCAGAUACUUUACCACAUGUUGCUCCAUCAAUCACAAAGAGAAACCUAAAAUUACAAGAUGCGCUAUUGAGCAGCUUCCAUCAUAAUGAGGUUAAAUUUUCAGAGCUCACUAUUGACACAUUUCGAAUGCUUCAAUGUUUGGAGUGGGAACCUAGUGGCUCCUUCUACCAGUCUAAUUCAAAACUUAGUCAGAAUGGGGCUUCUGGGUCCAGUCGCAUUGGUUUUUCACAGGAUAUUGUUGAUCCUACAUUACCAGCUAACCCACGGAAAGCUGUGUUAUACCGUCCUUCACUGACAAACUAUAUGGCAGUUCUAGCCACAAUUUGUGAGGAACUUCCUUCUGAUGGCAUUCUCUUAAUAUAUUUGUCAGCUUCAGGAUCUUUUGGUGCUGCCGAGAAUGAGUCUGGUUGUUUACAGUUUGGCCCGCGUGGAGAUGGAGGAUUAAACUGCAUUUAUCCAUCUGAUUUUCUCCCAUUUACAAGGAGACCACUUCUAUUAGUCAUUGACAGUGAAAGCAGUGAGGCAUUCAAGGCCAUAGCUGGAAAAGAGAAAGGAGAGUCAGUCGCUAUGCUUCUUUCUCCUGGUUGUUUACCCCCAAUUGCUUCUUCGGAUUGGUCACGAUAUUUACAUGGGAGCCUGUUCACCAUGUUUCUGACAGCUCCACUGCAAGCUUUUUGUCUGCUGCUUGGUCUUUCGGGCAAUGAUAUUGAUACGGACACAUAUGACAGAGCUGAGAAGCUGCUUUCAUCAUUAUUCAGUGACUGGGGACUGACUUCGGCAACAUCAGAUAUGCUUAAUCCUGUCUGGGGACAGAUUUUAGGUGAUCCCUUCAUAAGGCGACUUCUUUUAAGAUUCCUCUUCUGCCAGGCAGUGCUAACACUAUAUGCUCCCAUCCACAAUAAGAAGGAAUUCCUUCCAAUAUGUGUCCCAUCUCUUCCAACACCUGUCCUGCCCUCAAGCUCCUUGCCACAGAGUGUGAUUCUGCAGUUAGCCAGCUUGUUCGGUGCUGCUGAAAGUUUCAUCUCUUCGGAGGAGACUGUUCUUCCUGAAAAUCAGAUGCCACCUCAAUGAGCAUCAUUUCUGGGCAGAAGCCAGAUGCGUAAUCUUAUGCAGCUUCAUUGUAUAGCUGAAUCUAUCAAAUAUUAACUCUUGUACUUGGUCAUGGGCGUCCGCUGGGAAAUGGUAUUUGAGGUAAAAUAUGUUUUGGCACUUAUAUUUGGGUGAUUGUAAAACCAAGAAGGUAGUCUGAACAGUCUGGAUCCCAAUGGGGCCAAAAUGAAUGUCGCAUUGAUAUCCUGAGAAUAUUAGAAACUUGCAUAAUCACUCUUGUAAUUUUGAAGCAUGCAAAAUCUUCCCGUGUGAAUAGAAUGACAAGCAUUGUCUUGAAAUUGGAUUAGUUUUAGGGUUGUAAUAGCAAUGAUUCAUAGUUUUUUUUAAGAGCUGAAUUAGUGAUUAAAAAAACAAUCUAGUUUGGGUUUAUGCUGUUACAAAUCGAAUAUCUGCAUGAAUGAAUACGUAGUAGAUUGUACUAUUUAAAA